GUCGAUAGACAGAUUUCCGAACCCAGCCCCUCGCUCGCCCUUUCCCCUUUCCCCUUUCCCCUGAGAUGGCAGUUACUGCAGCUAGCCUUGGUGGCGUUUUGCCUCGCCUCUGCUUGGCCUUUGGUCCCCUUUGCACUGCCCCGCCAGCAACUCAAAUGGGCAUAUUUUCACAGGCUCAGUCACGAGAGAAGCCAAAGUUCACAGUUCUCCUCUACUCGCUUCCCGGUUCAACGGUCAACCCGUCCUGCUCGCCCAUUGCUUGCGCUAUACGGUUACAAGUAUGGAGGCAUUGUCGGCAAUAGGAUUGGCUGGCAACAUCAUCCAGUUUGUUGAUUUUGGGGCCAAGUUCAUAUCCAUCCUCGCCGAGAUUUCCAAGAGCCCGACGGGUCGCUUACAAGAGCAUGACGAGCUUGAAGACACAGCCAGGGAUCUGGAACAACAAUCUUCUGCCAUCAACUCGGCGCUCAACACGUCCGGAGACCUGCUGAUGACCAAGCACCUAGCAAAGUGCAAGGCUAUCGCAUCAGAACUCACCCUUCUGCUCGCGGGACUCAAGCAAUCCAAUAAUCAACAUGGGAUUACAGCUGGCUUGCGAGGGUCCAUCCGAGUUCUUCGUUCCAAGGAGGCCAUCAAGGAUCUUGAGCGUCGCCUGAAUCGGACCCGGGAGGCGAUCUUAACCCGACUUCAGGUCCUUCUGUUCGAACAGCGGACGACCCUAGAGAAUUCGUUGCAAACGCUCCAUGAUCGCGAGAAAUCUCUCCAUGAUGCCACAACCAAGCGACUAGAUAACUUGAUUGAUGGUCUCCGGGCCCAGGAAAGCCUCACCAAACAACUCCCUGCCGAUUUUGCCGCCAAUAUUCAGCAAUUCCAGGCAAAGAUGGUAACACAGCAGAUCAUCAAGAGCCUGUACUUUCCUCAGAUCCGAGAACGAGAGUUUGCGAUUCCAGAUGCUCAUCGGACUACAUUCGACUGGAUUUUCGAUAGUCGAACCACAAACUUCUCGUCCUGGCUUCGGUCUCACGGGGGAAUGUUCUGGAUAUCUGGCAAAGCUGGCUCCGGGAAGUCAACUUUGAUGAAGUUUCUGCUCUCACGUCAAAGGACGGAUAGCCUACUACGCGACUGGGCGGGCCAAAAACAGCUCAUCAUGGCGAGCCACUUCUUCUGGAGCCAGGGUACAAAGGAGCAAAGAUCACAGACGGGUCUUUUCCAAACACUCCUUUCCCAGAUCUUGGUCCAGUGUCCUCAGCUCAUCUCUUUCCUCCCCAAACGGAGGCAGCACACCCUGCUAGCAACACACGCCCCAUGGAGCCUGCCGGAGCUUCUUGAAUGCUUUUCUGCCCUGUCGUCUGCUUCGUUGCCCAACACGCGGAUAUGCCUGUUUGUCGAUGGCCUGGACGAGUACGAUGGGGACCAUCGAGAACUUAUCGGCAUUCUCCAGGUCCUAGCCAAGUCCACAAACAUCAAGAUUUGCGCUUCGAGCCGGCCCUGGGUGGAAUUCAUCUCGGCCUUUGGCGAUCUCCAAUGGAAGCUCGCAGUACAGGACCUGACCGGCCACGACAUUCUCACCUACGUCUCGGACAAUCUGAAAUCACACAAAGGUUUCAAGGAACUCUCAUCUCAAGCCGGAAACGGGGCUGAAAAGCUCAUACGGGACAUCACCAACAAAGCACAGGGGGUCUUCUUGUGGGUCUACCUCGUCGUUCGCUCGCUGAUCCGGGGGAUGGGUAACAAGGAUACCUUGCAGGACCUGCAGGUGCGUCUCAACGAGCUGCCGGAUGAUCUCGAGCGGUACUUCACCCUGAUGAUGGAUUCCAUCGAAGGACUGUACCGCCAGAGAACAGCAAAAGUCUUCCGAGUUCUCCUGCAAACCGAGACGACAGUGCCUGUUCUCACCUUCCAUUUCCUGGACGAGGAAGCCGUCAAUCCAGACUAUGCGCUUGGCGACGUUGUCGUCGAUGUUUCAAAGAACCCCGAGGACCUAAAACAACACCAGCUCAUCGCCCAAUGCCGAGAUCUUGUUCAUAUCACACGACUUACUCUAAACACUCCUAUUCCAUUCAAAUACGGGGUGGGGUUCCUCCACCGGACCGUCGCCGACUAUUUCAAAACCCCCGGCCUCGAAGCUCUGCUCAUUGAGCGGUCUGGACAAGACUUUGACCCUCGUCUCUCCCUCUGCCGGUCACUGUUGGCCCAAUUCAAGACCAUCGUCACGGGCAAUAUCGCUAUCCGAAGUGAUGUUGCACAUGCUCUUCUCAGGGAGUUUACGGCCGGAAUCAUCCACUUUACGGUCGAGAUCGAGUACGUGAAUCGCCGCUCCGAGAAAAGGAUUCUCGACAGUCUAGACGCCACCAUUGUGUCCCUGGACGAACAUGUAUCAUGGGCUAUCCUCACCGGCAUCACGGAAUGCCAGACCCUCCUCCAGCUCGCAACCCGAUGCGGCAUGUCCCUCUACAUCCGGGAAACGGCGGUCGACGACGACAAGCGGGGGAAGGCGCUUCUCGCAUCUCUCAAGAACCCCAUCUCGGUCGGAGAGAACGAAAUGAGUCUGUGCCCCUACGAUGACCUCGACCUCAAGAUGGCCAAGGAACUCCUGGCUAGUGGAGCGUCGCCCAACUGCAGGAUCAAACGCGGCCCAGGCAGUGACUACACAGAGUGGGCAACCCCAUGGCUGCACUUCGUCCGGACGCUACAAGACUCCUUCGCGCGCGGUGCCUCCAACCCAUGGGGUAUGGCUCAUCACCUUGACCCCGAUUCCAGGCCAGGCGGCCCCCAGAUUACGCCAAAACCAAUUGCCUAUUCGGUGUGCCACCUUCUCCUAUCAAGGGGUGCCGAGGCGUCGGACGCGGACUGGAGGCUCUUCCAGGAAAACCUCGAUUAUGUGGCGGUCGAGUGA
Chaetomium fimeti is the source of this 2893-nucleotide messenger RNA. RefSeq lists its product as uncharacterized. The transcript is spliced from 3 exons. The record is from RefSeq and is a predicted model, not a curated record. Bases 281 to 2893 code for a protein of 870 amino acids. Lineage: Eukaryota; Fungi; Ascomycota; Sordariomycetes; Sordariales; Chaetomiaceae.